This is a messenger RNA of Cylicostephanus goldi, 669 nucleotides long. The record is from the annotation of a GenBank genome assembly. Lineage: Eukaryota; Metazoa; Nematoda; Chromadorea; Rhabditida; Strongylidae.
UAUGGCAACAAAACGUUACAACUUCCUCGCGGUGGACCUAUUCUCUACGCUUAUAUCGUCACGAUUGAGUCAUAUAUGGGUAUCGUGGAACGAGACCCACUCUUGGCUGACGUGAUAAGUCAAAUACUGAUCGAUAUCUGUGAGGGGAUCCCGGAUUUUGAAUCACUUCUUUUGGGGAAGCUUCUCCGAGCAUCGCAAUUGCUGAGUUUGAAUGAGGAGAAAUGAUUUGAUAUCGCACUUUUCUAUAGCCUCGCAUUUACCGAGCACUUAGCUGCUGCCGACGAUAUACGGUCUAUGCUUGACCCUGAAACUACCGCCAUCAAGUUGUACAUCCACCUCCAUGUUGUAGGAUUGUCCAGCAAAAAGAUUUCCCAUUUUAAUGCUGCGUCACUCUGGAGAGUAUUGUCAAUAUUAACAAAAUCAAAAGUGAGACCAAUGGCAACCGCUGCUAUCCUGCUCGAACUCGUGGAGACCGGUAGCGACCAUUUACUGCGACUCUACCAGAAAAGGUGGUCAGAGAUUUUCAAUGAGAUUGCCACUUCUCUUGUUCCUAGUAUCCAAGCUGACGUCAAUGAAAGCGAAGCAAGAAAGAAUGCAGGCGAGGAUAUCAUAUUAUCAAGUUUACGGCAUGCAAUAUCACGCCAUUCUCCAAAUGCUUUAGUUAACUAG